UUUGCUACAGUUGGCACUGCAAUCUGUCGUGUGUUACAGGUUGCAGUGUGUUUGUUAAAAUUCUCAUCCUUUGUCGAAUAUAAUUAAUCAAAAAAAAUGUCAGCGUGGAGACAGGCAGGAUUGAAUUACAUCAACUACUCUCAAAUUGCAGCUAGGUUAGUCAGGCAAGCCUUGAAAGCCGACUUGAGGGUAGAGGCUGUUAAACGCGACGAAGUUAAUGUGAAGUUUACUCAAUGGAAAGAUGGGAAACCCAUCACUGAAAAGAUGUGAUCGUAAUGAUCAAAAAUGCUUAGACAAUAUCACAGAUGGAUGCAGAAUUCAUCCAGUAUAUAUUUAUAGCCAUAAGUAUAUGUGAAGAUCUCCAUCUCUAUACAAAAUAAAAAUAUUCUUCGCACUGUCA
Messenger RNA from Acromyrmex echinatior (Panamanian leafcutter ant), 400 nucleotides. Its product is annotated as protein stunted. Gene Ontology annotation, molecular function: proton-transporting ATP synthase activity, rotational mechanism. The record is from RefSeq and is a predicted model, not a curated record. Lineage: Eukaryota; Metazoa; Arthropoda; Insecta; Hymenoptera; Formicidae. Gene Ontology annotation, cellular component: mitochondrial inner membrane. Gene Ontology annotation, biological process: proton motive force-driven mitochondrial ATP synthesis.